CAGUCAGAAAGAUUUUGUGAUACGUAAACAACCAUGACAUACGAUGGUGUUCGAUUCACCACCACAAUUUCAACCUAAGGAAAACUAAAAUACCGAACCUUGACCAUGGGUGGUCAACCGAACAUGCUAGUCCCCUUCCGGGUGCUAAUCCUCUCUAUGUUAUGCUCUGUGAUCAGCUCCUUUGCUGUUGGAAGCUCGGCGGCAUUUAUGAUGAAAUCGUCGCCGGAAYCAUCAUCGUCCAAUUUCUCUACCAAUUCCCGUCGCCGGCAAAUCCUCCGGGUCGGUGCCGGAGGUUUGUUUUCCGGUCUUCCUUUCUUUGGUUCCGAUAGCGGCGAGGCAAGCGCGGCCUCCCCCGCCGACACGAAAAAAAAAGGCGGCGGUCCAACCGGUGAAGUGUCCAAAAUCGUGAAGGGAAUGAAACGAAGACGGCUCGGAAACUCGGACAUUUUUGUCAGCGAGCUCGGUUUGGGCACGCAGCGAUGGGUGAGCACCGAUUUUAACGCCCCCGAUCGCAAUCUUUGCUACGAAUUCAUGGACGAGGCCAUCCUCAAGCGAGGAGUCAAUCUCAUUGACACAGCCGAACAAUACCCCAUUCCGAGUGGUGGUCGUUCUUCGGAGGGCGAUACCGAACGCGUUAUUGGCGAUUGGAUGAAAGACCGCAAGGUGCYACGGAGUGAUGUUGUGAUUGCCACRAAAAUCACCGGAGGGACCAACAUCACGCCCCGGAAUAUCAAAAAGGAUUGCGAGGGAUCUCUGAAACGACUGCAAACCGAUUACGUGGACGUAUAUCUKUGUCAUUGGCCACAGAGAUAUAGCCCACAGUCAAACUGGGGCCAGUCUCUGAACUACAAUCUGGACUACGAAACCAGCUACAGAAGAAGUCUAGGAGCUCCCACGUCUUUUGAAGACCUUUGCCUGUCGAUGGAAGAAUUGAUUSAAGCUGGAAAAAUUCGUGGAUGGGGACUCUGCAAUGACAACGCCUAUGGUCUUACCGCGUGCACGAGAACUGCSAAGGCUCUGGGAACAACKCCUCCUUGCACGGUAAGUAAAGAGGAKUUGUCUGCGAUUGGACAAUUUKCGUUCCAAAAUUCAAGAUCAGAAUCCAACCUAACACUUGCUACGCUUCGACUCGUUUAAUUCAAAAGAUGCAAGGUGAUUUUAGCAUUCUUGAUCGCAAAUCGGAAGAAAAUGGUGUCGCCGAAGCGGCAUCCCCAUACAACGAAAAUGUUGGGUUCAUGGCGUACAACGCUCUAGCAGGAGGAAUGCUCACCGGAAAAUACAUGGAGGUUCCAUCCGCCUUUGACGAUCCCAACCGAGAUCGCGCCAUGGCCUCGCUUUCGCAACCUAGGGGACGAAUGGAUACGCGAGGAUGGGGAGGAACAUUGAUUCGGUACAGGACCGAUGCUGCCCAAGAAGCCAUCAGAGAGUACGCCAAGAUCGCAAAGGCAAACAAAAUGAGUCUGACGGAACUGAGUUUGCGUUGGUGCAAACAGCGCGAUUUGAUCACAACGACCCUACUCGGUCACACAAACAUGAAUCAAUUGAAAGAAACGCUGGUACGUAUUGCAUGCCAUUUAUUUUUGUGCCCUAUGACAUUCUGUCAUCUUUUGCUGUAUUUUCGUGAUUAACCUCACUCACAACUGUUGCUCUCCAGGACAUUUUAAGCACGAAAGAAAAUUUACCCCCGGACGUCAUGUGGGAGAUCGAUAGGGUUCAUAUGAAAAAUCGAUUGCCACUAUUUAGUAAUAGUCGCACUGGAAAAGACUGGUAUGGCGAAGGACAAAUAGGAGAGAAUAUUCCAUAGUCAUGCUGUACACGAGUAGACUUUGACAGAAAGUUUCACRCUGUCAUAAAAUCAGUUUGUUUUC
Messenger RNA from Pseudo-nitzschia multistriata, 1868 nucleotides. The record is from the annotation of a GenBank genome assembly. NCBI's taxonomy places the organism in Eukaryota, Bacillariophyta, Bacillariophyceae, Bacillariales, Bacillariaceae.